GAGAGUCCGUAGAGCCUUUCCCCGCCAGCGCCCUCGCUCUUUGGCUCCUGGAGUCGGUGUGGUAGUCUUCCCACGCUGAGGCCGUCUUGGAAGGAGGGAGCUGCUCUGUGCCUCCCGGAUACCUCUACCUCAUCCGUUGGUGUGUCCCUGAUGGUGAGGCAGGCUCUGGAUUCUUAGAACCCUGAAGCGAAUUUAAGAAGAUUUUGUUCAUGUGUCUGGCAUAGAAGAUGAAUUCUUCCUCCUCCACCAUGAACGAAGAACCCGAUGCUCUCUCCGUGGUUAACCAGCUCCGGGAUUUAGCAGCAGAUCCAUUAAAUCGAAGAGCCAUUGUCCAGGAUCAGGGAUGUCUGCCUGGCCUUAUUUUAUUUAUGGACCAUCCCAACCCCCCUGUUGUUCACUCAGCUUUGCUUGCUCUUCGAUACUUGGCAGAGUGCCGUGCUAACAGAGAAAAGAUGAAAGGAGAACUGGGUAUGAUGUUAAGCUUGCAAAAUGUUAUACAAAAGACUACAACUCCAGGAGAAACAAAACUGCUGGCCUCUGAAAUCUAUGACAUUCUUCAAUCUUCUAAUAUGGCAGAUGGUGAUAGUUUCAAUGAAAUGAAUUCACGUCGAAGGAAAGCUCAGUUUUUUCUGGGAACCACAAACAAACGUGCCAAAACAGUGGUUUUGCAUAUAGAUGGUCUUGAUGAUACGUCUCGGAGAAAUCUAUGUGAAGAGGCUUUGUUAAAAAUUAAAGGUGUUAUUAGCUUUACUUUUCAAAUGGCCGUUCAGAGAUGUGUGGUGAGAAUCCGUUCAGAUCUGAAAGCAGAGGCUUUGGCAUCAGCAAUAGCAUCAACCAAGGUUAUGAAGGCUCAGCAAGUUGUGAAAAGUGAAAGUGGAGAAGAGAUGCUGGUCCCAUUCCAAGACACACCUGUGGAAGUAGAACAGAAUACAGAGCUGCCCGACUACCUGCCUGAGGAUGAGAGUCCCACAAAGGAGCAGGACAAAGCAGUGUCCCGGGUGGGCUCCCACCCAGAAGGGGGGGCCAGCUGGCUGAGCACAGCUGCAAACUUUUUAUCCAGAUCGUUUUACUGGUGACUUCACUUUGGGGCUCAAGGACUGUGUGAACGAACAAGGGGCCAGUUUUCCAUUGUUGUGGUGAACUGUCAAGUGCAAUUUGCAAUAAGUUAUCAUGAAAAGUUUCUAGAUUACAAGAUUGAGUAUGCUGCAUCUUACAUUUUAUUGGACAUUUUACCCCACUAAGUGGUAAAAAGGACAGAGGCUACAGGUAGAGUUACUUUGUUUAUGAAGGUAUUUUGGUUUUGUUUUCCUUUAAUUGCUUCACUUAAAAAAAAAAAAAAAAUGGGUCCACUGUUAUACCAAACAUAUAUAUAUAUGUGCAGCUUUACAUUUUGUUUUACAUGAAGCACGUGAUUAGGAAAACUCGUUUUCUCAAGCCUCAGGGCCUAUCUGAAGAGAAGUUCCUUUUUUUUUUUUUUUAAGCUCAAGUUGUGCAUGAAUUACUGAACUUUUUCUCUGCUUUUUUUUGUAAAACAUACUUUGGUACUCUUCACUGAAAGUUGAAAACAUUUCUCAUUAAUCCCCUUUUGUGCCUUUUUUUAAUUUUGCCAACCAUGUUUAUAGACAGGACAUUACUAAUGACAUUUUGUGAAUUAAAACAUAUUCAUUGGAAUGUGACAGUCCCCUAAAAAUCCAACUCUACAGAAACUUUGCUGUCUUAUUUGUUGUAAUUUUAAUAAUAGGAACACAAAGUCAAGAAGGAAACAUGUAUAUCUGCAAAGGGUCAUGGAGACUGUUGGAAUGUGACCAAGUGUGGGUCUAGUGGGCUACUGCUCGUCUUGGUUCAUAAUAGCUCUUGAGACCUGACACUGGGAGUGACCAGAAGUGGUCUGUAGGCCUUAUUUGUGAUUACACACUGUCCCCUGCUAGGAAAAAAAUUAGUAAAGAACUGAGAAACUUGAAGAAAAAAAACAAAAAUGGAAUGCCUAUAAUGCCAUAGUGCUAUUUGGUAGAGUCUAACCUUAAAAACAUGAGUUGCUUGGCAGAUGCCUUUUCGGUAGGUGUUUCCUUGUUUGCCUUCUGUGAACAUGCAGUCAUACGGAAUGGAAAGAAAAAAAAGACUCAAAUUACUGCUUAUAAAGAAAUAAAGCCAGCAUUUGUCCACUUCAUCUUGUUUGUCACAUUCAGCCAGAAAAAAAGCAAGACUUCAGUGAAGGUAAGAUAAAUAAAUACAAAUAUAUAUACAUAUAUAUUUUUAGUAGAUAAGAGCUAAUGACAUAUAUGUAAUGCUUUAUUGAAUUUUUGAAGUAUUGGGCCAUUAAAAUUUUCCUUUUGGAAAUCCAGCUAAAUCCAGAUGAAUUUUUAAUGCUAAUACGAUUAAAAACUAAUGGGAAGAAAUGGAAUAAUUUUUUCAUCAACAUGUAGAGCUGCUAUUUUACUACUUGGAGAAUGUGAAGUGAAAAUUGGACCCCAGAGGGUUUCCUUGCAUUUUCAUCGGUUCUCUGUUAGAGAAAACUAAAAUCAUCCAGUGUCGCUGGAGAAAAAUUAUUGUAAAAUACUUCAUCAUCAAGAACCUUGAGUUCAAAACAUUGUGACCUUAUGGAGGGAGGGGUGAAGGUAUUGAGAGUGAUAUUUUUUCCAUCUGGGCUCUGGUUCAGGUGACACGCACAACAGAAAAUAGAAGCUUUCAGGGCAUGUAUUGCUUUAAAUGCAUAAUACAGUUUGCUGCCAGACCAGAUGUGUUGGAAAACAAAAACAAAACCACCUCCUUUCUUAUAGCCAUUGAAACAAAGUUUACGUUGUGUUUUAACAAGUUUGUAUUUUAGUUUGCAUUGCCACACAUCUGCUUAUUUAAAAAAUGACGUCCCUUUGGUAGUAAUGGUUCAGCACAAGUAGGUGUCACAGCUUGAUGUUUGUGUGUUUUAAUUCUCAGUGUUCUUUGAUUCCAGGUCUUAUAGAGCAGUUAAGGCAACUGUAAUGGCAUUUUUUGAAAUAUAUUGUAAAAUAAUAAAAGGUAACAUAAUUAAAAUU
Sus scrofa (pig) is the source of this 3029-nucleotide messenger RNA. RefSeq names its product armadillo repeat containing 1 (gene ARMC1). Lineage: Eukaryota; Metazoa; Chordata; Mammalia; Artiodactyla; Suidae. The record is from RefSeq and is marked provisional. Gene Ontology annotation, molecular function: metal ion binding; protein binding.